AUGGCCAGCUCUUCAGCAUGGAAGGAUCAACUGAAGUCCGUGGAAGGUACAUAUCAUGUGUUGUACAAGCUCUUGAACCCUGGCGAUAUUGCUCUUCCUGCUACUGAUGGACUGGAUUCGACUGCUAUACACCAAUUCUUCAACAAUUACUGCAGAGGUGACGAUGACUAUUACAAAAUUGCCCCUAAGCAGUCUCAGCUGCUUGGGGUACCCUAUCCAACGUACAUUUCCAGCGUUUUCAUACACCAAGCGGUUGCUGCGAACGGAAGCUACGAAUGGCACAAGCACAGGAAUCGACCUUACAAUGAUUAUCGCUUGAAGGGUGGUUAUAUCAUGCCUGGCAGGGCUCUUGGCGGUGCAUGUAAACUGUAUGAGCUUCCAACAAAUCUCACCACAUUCUUGCACUCUAAAACCUGGUCGGACCUUUUCGAAGCUUCGACAUCCAUCUGGAAAGGCGAUAACGACAUUACUGCAAUGCGCGCUUAUUACCCUGCUCCUGGUGAGAUGACUCUAAUCAUUCGUCCAUAUGGCGCUGGGCCCACUGUGAAAGAGGAUGUCUCUUUGUGGACAAGGAAUGGAGUACCAUUUGACCGAGUUCGGGCUGCUUUUGAGCAGAUUCAAGAUAGCUCGGCCGUCAAGUAUGUAUUCGACUUCUCCGUAGAAGACACUGAAUACUACCAUACUGAAGGGCUCAUUCAAGAGCUCAGCGAACAGCUACAGCCUUCAGAGAAUGCUGAGCUUUAUCAAGACCGACUAGUCUAUAGGGAGCACGGGAUGGCCGGUACUACCUUACCUAACAGUUCCAAAGGUAACUUAAAUCCGUCUCAAGAAGCCAAACUCACUUACGAUCAACAUUGCUGUUUCAUUCCACUCCAAGCCGAGAAGAUGAUCGCAGCUGUUGGAAAGAGAAAGGGUACCGUCAGCCAGACUUCAGUCAUGAAUAAGAUCUCUGCCCCGAAGCUUGCGAAAGAAGUAUUCAAGUGGGAUCCCGCGAAACGCAUGGGGGCUCCACAUAUUGCAGAGUGGCUUCGUUUGUCUGCCUUCGCGUAUGGUGGAGUCGUGAGCGAAGAAGAGACAGAGGCCUGGAACUCAAGCCAAAUCCAAUUGAACAUGGUGUUUGGCUCCUCUGAAACCAAUUCCGUUAUGUUGAGAGUCGAGAAAGCCUGGCAGGAGUUCUACAAAUUCGAGCAUGAAUUGCGGGCACUCUACAGAGCUGCUGACAAAGAUGCGUCAUUUUCACCUGUGACAGAUUUCUACCCAUUUACCCGCCUCUUCUUCACGAAAGGCGAGAGUCAGGUUGACCUGAAGCUUUUGAAAGACGUCUUUGAGGAUAAGAAGAAAGAGCUCGAACAACAUCUAUCGCUGCACCAACAAGAGCCACCAAAUGCCCCUGUGUCGGAUGCACCUCUGUUUGUAUCACAGUCCAUCAGCAUGGAAGUUAUUGACGAGAAUCCGAACAUUCUUCAGAAUGGUCAUGAUCAGUGGCAGGAUGGCAUUCUGGAAGAAAAUGAGGCGGCUAUGCAAGAAGAGCCUUCCGGACCACUCGAAGUCAACUUUGAUUCCAGACUGCACACCGAGGCCAUUGAAGAUGCUCCCUUUGUAUUGCGCUCACCAAUGGUUGACUCCAAGCUUGAAGAUGAACAGCCUGCUUUUCCUGAAGUCGAAGAGGUCAAUGGUGAUACAUCAGGGCCAAAACCCUCCGCUGAGACUUCUCUUCUGGGGACUCAACCUCCACAAGCCAAUGGGUCUACUUUUCUGGACCUCAACAAUCUAGCGAAUGCGACCCUUGAAGAUCUUGAGGUCAAUCUCAUCAAAUCAGAUGAAUUCAACCGUGUUCAAGCUCUCGAUGACGUCUUUGACCCCAAGGCAUUCGGCCUUCGUAACACAUUGACCAGCUCAGGGAACACUGAUAAUGAAACGGACCAGGCAACGAAUGAGAGCGGUCUCCCUAUGAUGAAUAGAGAACAAAAUUUGGAAGUCAUGGACAAUGAGGCAAAGACGAUUCAUGAGCCAAAGGCUCCGGGCUCGCAAUCACGUCAAACCGAACCUCAGCCUGUCAGCUCAAGCGAGUUCCAGAAUGAACAAAGUACAGAGCUGAAUGGUACGGGACUUAAUGACCCAGUCUUGAUUAUCGGCGGCGUGAUUGUUGAAAAUCCAAAAUUGGUCACAGCAACGGAUACUGGCACGUUCGCUGAUAUACCUGCCUUGAUCCAAUCAGUCGCUAUUCCUGCAACCAGCGAAGCCUUACUACUUGCGCCUCUGACAGAUACCCUGGAAGGAGCGAAGCCCUUUGAGCCACCCACGCUCUUGUUGUCAGCGGUGGAAAGAUCAGACGUCCAGGUUCCUGGACAUUCUUCGACCAGUCUUGAUGAGAUCAAAGCCUCAGCGAUCCAGACUUCAUCACGGGUCGGCACUGCAGCUUUGUCGACGUAUGAGUUGUCCGUCGACGUCAAACAAUUGUUUGGCAUUAACGGGCUUUCAGCGCAGCUGUAUACCCUGCAGUCCAGCGAUCCCACUCUGCCCGUCUUCGAGAGAGUCAAGCCUAAUAUCACCCAACCACCUUUGAACCCCAUCAUUGCCCUCUUUCCUUACAUGCAAGACAAGGUGAUGACGGUAAUCCCAAUUCAGAACUUUGAGCUUAUUUACUCCGAAGAUCGACACGAUUUCUUGCAUGCUCCAGGUUUGAGGAUACAGGCGGAUAUUCUGUUUGAGGGCGCUCUGCAGCCCGUUGCGGAUUCUCUGCAGUAUCUAUUCGGUGAGAAGAAUGUUGCACCUAAGAGUCUUCACGUGACUGCUCACCUAGCUUCGGAGCGCAAUUGGUCGGUCAUGCCAGUAGUCACCACACUUUGCCUGCAGGGCUCUUUUCAGAAUAUUUCCUUUAGAAUUGGUGAAAUCUUGAAAUUCACGUCAAUCGGCGUUGAGGUCUCUGCUACUAAAGUGUCAACUAUUGGCUCUGAGAAUCGCUGGCGAUUCGGGUAUGGCUUCUUUGGUUCCCUCCAGAUACGCGGAUUGAAUGGGGGCGACUUGCCAACUCUCGUUGACUACCGUUUGAGGAAGACUGGGGAUCUCUAUCGAAUGUCAAUGCGGCUUUCCAGCGACGAAUGGCAGAGUGUCUUCGGUAUUGAAGCUCUGACAGUUCGUCAAGUUCAAUUUGAAACCUCUUUCUCAAGCAAAGCUUUCAAAGAAUCACUGAGCAUCCGGAUUUCGGCUUUCAUGACGCUUAGGAAGGCACAAGUGUUUCUUACCGGACAAUACUCAAAAGCGGAGAGCUUUCUACAGGCAGAAAUCGGCAAUUUUUCAUGGGCCGAAGUUCGUGAAUUAUACGCGGAACUGACAGGGCAAUCUGUCCCGGCGGAUACUGGGGGCAAUGACCUUCAUUUCGAAAACUUGUAUCUGCGUAUCUCUAAUAAGGGAAUCGGCCUUGGCGGUAGCGUUACUUUCAAUGGGCAUAGUAGUGCAUAUGCUUUCAUCUCGCUCGAUACCAACGGGCUCCAAAUCAGUGGUGGUAUCAAGGACUUCAUCAUCCCCGACGCAGAUAUACAUAUCAAAGAAGCUGGUCUCGAUAUCUUCGUUGCAUCCAGCUCUCAAGGUACGCCAAGCGCAAAAGCAACGAGGUCUUCCAAAUUCUCCAUCCACGAAUGGUCCUUUUCGGUCAAUGCCUUCAAAAUUGGGCCUCUGGAAGUGAAGUCAGCAAAAGGUGCACCAGACGCUUCCAUGGAAAUUGUGAUGACAUCUGAUGAGCAGAAGUUCUUUGUAGAUGGCAUGAUCAAGCUUUUAGCAUUCGAGGCGAAGAUAUAUCUUAACAUUUCACUUCAGCCAUCGGUCGCCUUCGACAUCGACAUUGAUAUACGCUUUGCAGAGGUUUUCAAGUUCAUUUUGAAAGCCAAGGCUCAAAAUUCGGACCUUAAGGACCUGUCUAAAGCUGAUCUCGAUCUCCGAGCGGAAUUAUCGGGUGAUGUUUUCGGCGCGAUAUGUGACGCCGUCAUUGGUGUUCUUGGAAAGAUCGAAGAACUUGGAGACGAAGGGUUUCAAGCUGUCGACCAGCAAUUGCAAUCUGAGAUCGGCCAAAUGAAUCAGCAAUUGGAAGGAAUGGCGCAAGAGGUUGAGGAGGCCAGGAUCAACACCAACACUGAGCGCGCUCGUCGCGAUCGACUAUUCAAAACCGAGGAGUUGAAGCGACAGAAUGCUCAGAAGGAACUUCAAACUCUAAAGGACAACGUGACAGAAGCAAAAGACAAGCAAGCUGCGGAUUUCGUAGCAGCGAAGGAGAAAUUAAGGCAAGCAGAAACGCAUCGAGAAACGAUGGUCCAGAACAAGAGGGUUGAGUAUGAUGAUAAGCUACGCAACGCCCAGAACGAGCAAUCAAGAGUACAACGGGAGCAUGGAGCGCUGGAACAGCAAAUGCGGGAUAAAUAUGGCCCUAUUCGCAUUAUGCAAGUCAAUCGAGACGGGCAAGUGAGUAAAUUGACGGUUCAGCAAGUCAUCGUGAAUCAGAUAAGACGAGAGUUCGAUCAGCUUGAAAAUGAAUUCAACAGAGCUAAUGUCUUCAAGAAAGCAGCAUUGGUCUUUCCCCUCGGCAUUAAGAAGACGCAACUUGAAGGAGCUAACUUCCUCCUAGAGCAGCUUGGAAACGCAUGGAAUUUCACCAACUCAAAGCUGAACGAUGCAGGGUUCAAGUCGCUUGAUGAAGCACUCGUUCGCGGAGCUGGUACUCUAGGAAAUAUCAACACUGGUCUCCAAAAUCUGCAAACACAAGGUAUCUCCGGAUUCAUUCGCGCAAUACAACAAGACGAAGACCAGAAGGUGGCAGACAGAUUAAGGGAGCUUCGUGUCCACGAGAACGGCCUGCAAAAACACAUCGACGCGAUCAAACAAGCGCAGAGCCUGCUCGACAGUCGACGUCCAGAUCUGGAAUCUAUCAUCGCUCGUGCUGACGAAGCCAUCUUGCGCACGAAAGAAGACCAGGAGCUUUCAGCUCGCCAAGUCCAAUACGAUAACAAAGUAGCCAACGAAGCAAGAGUCAAGCAAGAAGUCGAGCAGCUCCGCGCCAACCUGACUCUAUUGCACAAAGACUUCAAAGGCGCCAUGAAAGACAUGAAAGAUGUGGUGGAGAAGAUCAAGAAUGCCGCCUUCCGCAUCACUAGGAUUGCUGUGCAAGUCAAUGCGCGAGACCUCGCGGACGGGAAACCUAUGAAGUUCGAGAUUGAGGGGAAAGUUGGCGGAGGCAGUGUUGGGCCGUUCACGAUUGAGUGGGCGCCUUUUGAGACGCCGGCAGAUCUUUAUCGGAGGAUUGCUAGGAAGGCGAUCUCGCUUUGA
Molecule: messenger RNA, 5316 nt
Organism: Bacidia gigantensis
Lineage: Eukaryota; Fungi; Ascomycota; Lecanoromycetes; Lecanorales; Ramalinaceae
Exons: 12
Coding region: 1-5316 (1771 amino acids)
Source: RefSeq, a predicted model, not a curated record